AUGGCGUUGAAGAGAAUCAACAAGGAACUCACAGACUUGGGCCGUGACCCGCCGUCGUCAUGUAGCGCAGGCCCGAUCGGAGACGACCUGUUCCACUGGCAAGCGACCAUCAUGGGCCCCGGCGACUCUCCCUACUCCGGCGGCGUAUUCUUCCUCGCGAUCCACUUCCCCACCGACUACCCCUUCAAGCCACCAAAGGUCAACUUCACCACCCGAAUCUACCACCCCAACAUCAACAGCAACGGCAGCAUUUGUCUGGACAUCCUGAGGGACCAAUGGAGCCCGGCGUUGACCAUUAGCAAAGUUCUCCUUUCCAUCUGCUCUAUGCUCACAGACCCGAACCCCGACGAUCCGCUGGUGCCUGAGAUUGCGCACGUCUACAAGACGGACCGCUCCCGGUACGAGGCCACCGCGAGGGAGUGGACUAGGAAAUACGCCAUCUAG
Ramularia collo-cygni is the source of this 444-nucleotide messenger RNA. RefSeq names its product ubiquitin-protein ligase. The transcript has 5 exons. Gene Ontology annotation, molecular function: ubiquitin conjugating enzyme activity. The coding region runs from base 1 to 444 and encodes 147 amino acids. The record is from RefSeq and is a predicted model, not a curated record. Gene Ontology annotation, cellular component: nucleus. Gene Ontology annotation, biological process: ubiquitin-dependent protein catabolic process; protein polyubiquitination. NCBI's taxonomy places the organism in Eukaryota, Fungi, Ascomycota, Dothideomycetes, Mycosphaerellales, Mycosphaerellaceae.